AGCAACCUCUUGUCUUCUGGCCUGUCACUUUCUCUCCCCUACCUAUCCCCUUUUCUGUCUAUAUAAACACUCAGACCCUUUCCAAGAAAGUUACACCCAAGACCCAACUUUUCAUAUAGCUUUUUUCUUGCUUCUUGCUCUCUCGUGUAAGUCCUUUUCUUCUCUUCUUUUGGGGAAAUAAGUAUGACAAAGGCAACCGAAGGAGAAAGUGUCACUCUUGAUCUCCUCAAGGAAAAAAUGGCUGAGUUUGCUAAGGAAAGGAACUGGGACCAGUUUCAUAGCCCCAGGAACCUGCUGUUGGCUCUGGUGGGUGAAGUUGGAGAAUUAUCGGAGAUAUUUCAGUGGAGAGGAGAGGUCCCAAAGGGACUUCCUGAUUGGAAAGAAGAGGAUAAAGUACAUCUUGGUGAAGAGCUCUCAGAUGUCUUGCUAUACCUUGUCAGGCUCUCUGAUAUCUGUGGUAUUGACCUAGGCAAAGCUGCACUGAGGAAAGUGGGACUCAAUGCCAUCAAGUACCCAGUUGGCAGCAAGGGCUCUUCCAAGGAAACAUAACAACAACAAUAAUGAUGGCAAACAUCCCUUGAAAGUUGGGACGUACCUACCACCUACUGUUUUAACAUUUUGGUCUGUCUGUUUAUACUAUAUAUGGAAUGUUAUGGCUAAGUGUCUUAGCUAGGUGCUAUAAGGUUCAAUGGGACUAGAACGACUAAUAGGGGGCAGGGAUGGGGGGAUUUCUUACUCUGUUUGCUCGGUGACUCGUAUGGACGAGUGCUUUUUUUGGCGCUUAUGGAUUCUUACAGAUUAUGUUUACUGUUUUGGAAGAUGAAUCAAAUCCUUCUGACAGAUACGGUGGCGAUUCUGUAACAUUUUUCCUAUCUGCAGUUUUAGCAUUCAGCCCUUCUCGCAACCCAUUCUUUCCUUCUAUGGCUUCUUGGACGUGGAAGGAAAGGAAUGUAACUUGCGGAACGCAAAGGAAAGGGGGAAAUGGACUUUAUGAUGCUAGGAAACAUGAGUUAUUGCAAGGCUCGCAAAUUGUUUGGGUAUUUAAAAUAAAAUCUUUGGAUCGAGUUUACCUUAUAUGAAUAUUACUUAGAUUUUAUCAAGUUAA
This is a messenger RNA of Populus nigra (black poplar), 1105 nucleotides long. RefSeq lists its product as uncharacterized. Bases 184 to 549 code for a protein of 121 amino acids. Gene Ontology annotation, molecular function: nucleoside triphosphate diphosphatase activity. The transcript has 2 exons. Gene Ontology annotation, biological process: nucleoside triphosphate catabolic process. The record is from RefSeq and is a predicted model, not a curated record. NCBI's taxonomy places the organism in Eukaryota, Viridiplantae, Streptophyta, Magnoliopsida, Malpighiales, Salicaceae.